AAUAAAAGAUAAAAAUAAAAUAAAAACACUUCUCAAAUCGGCAAAUCCAAAAGAGAGAGAUAAAAGAGAGAAAGAUAAUCUCUUUAAUGUCCACAUUAUCUCUCUCUUCUUCUUCACCUUCUUGAGAAACCUCCUCUCCCCAAAAACGACGUAGUUUCACAUUUCUCGACUUCUUGAAUGGAGUUUGAAGACAACAACAACAACAACGACGAAGAGCAAGAAGAGGAUAUGAAUCUUCAUGAGGAAGAAGAAGACGACGACGCCGUUUACGACUCUCCUCCUCUCUCUCGUGUUCUCCCCAAAGCCUCGACAGAAAGUCAUGAAACCACCGGAACUACUUCCACAGGCGGUGGCGGAGGAUUCAUGGUUGUUCACGGCGGUGGAGGGAGCAGGUUUAGGUUCCGUGAGUGUCUCAAGAACCAAGCGGUGAACAUAGGAGGACACGCGGUCGAUGGUUGUGGUGAGUUUAUGCCAGCUGGAAUCGAAGGUACCAUCGACGCUCUAAAAUGCGCCGCUUGUGGCUGUCACCGUAACUUCCACCGCAAGGAAUUACCUUACUUCCAUCACGCGCCGCCACAACAUCAGCCUCCUCCUCCCCCGCCAGGGUUUUACCGUCUUCCAGCUCCGGUUAGCUACCGACCACCACCGUCACAAGCUCCUCCUCUUCAGCUCGCUCUUCCCCCUCCACAAAGAGAGAGAUCAGAAGAUCCAAUGGAGACGUCUUCAGCUGAAGCAGGAGGAGGGAUUAGGAAGAGGCAUAGGACUAAGUUUACGGCUGAGCAAAAGGAAAGGAUGUUAGCUUUAGCUGAGAGGAUUGGAUGGAGAAUUCAGAGACAAGACGAUGAAGUGAUUCAGAGAUUUUGUCAGGAGACUGGUGUUCCGAGACAAGUUCUUAAGGUUUGGUUACAUAACAACAAACACACUCUUGGUAAGUCGCCUUCACCACUUCAUCAUCAUCAGGCUCCUCCUCCUCCACCACCACAGUCUUCGUUUCAUCAUGAACAAGACCAACCAUGAAUCUUGAAUUUCUUUGAUCACUAGGGUUUUAAUUUAGCUUAAUUAAUUACUUGAGAAAUUUGAGAGACAAGGUUUUUAUUGUUUAAUUUAUGUACCCAUUUUCCUCUUUGAUGAUGAUGUUGAUGAUGUUGGUGAUGAUCUUUAAUUUCUGGUUAAUUAUGUUUUGCAUUAGUAGCUUUUUAAGUCUCUUAGCAAAAUCUUUGAUUGGUCUGACUAUAAAUUACUGACGUCCUUAUUUGCAUCACAUUUGUCAGUGUUUGAAUUUAUCAUGUUUUGUGUAUGAAUCUAUAUGAACUUGAUCCUGAAUAUAUAUGUACAUGUAUUUUGUGUAUGCAUUAUUUAUGUCUUCUUUAGCAUAUGAUUUCAUUUUUAUUUUAUUUUGUGCAGCCUAAGCUUUUACUUGUUGACAUUGUUAUAUAUUGUUUCUUAAGUUCCUGGUGUUUUUGUGUGUUAUUAUAUUUGACUGACCAUUAUUUUCACCCACACACACAUUUGUAGCUAGCUAGAUCUGAUAGUGUUCUUGUUUCUUAAGUUCU
This is a messenger RNA of Arabidopsis thaliana (thale cress), 1553 nucleotides long. It is a transcript of the gene HB25, whose product is annotated as homeobox protein 25. The record is from RefSeq and is marked reviewed. Gene Ontology annotation, cellular component: nucleus. The transcript has a single exon. NCBI's taxonomy places the organism in Eukaryota, Viridiplantae, Streptophyta, Magnoliopsida, Brassicales, Brassicaceae. Bases 178 to 1017 code for a protein of 279 amino acids.